This is a messenger RNA of Papilio polytes (common Mormon), 1296 nucleotides long. Its product is annotated as sodium channel protein Nach-like. NCBI's taxonomy places the organism in Eukaryota, Metazoa, Arthropoda, Insecta, Lepidoptera, Papilionidae. Gene Ontology annotation, biological process: sodium ion transmembrane transport. The record is from RefSeq and is a predicted model, not a curated record. Gene Ontology annotation, molecular function: ligand-gated sodium channel activity. The coding region runs from base 1 to 1296 and encodes 431 amino acids. The transcript is spliced from 9 exons. Gene Ontology annotation, cellular component: membrane.
AUGGCUCUAAGGGAUAUCUUCAAGAAAUGUUUUGUAGGAUAUACAAAAAAUAGUUCCAUUUUAGGCUUCAAGCAGAUGACUGACCCUAACACGUCAAUCACGAAAAGGCUUGCAUGGUUGCUGGUUUUUGGUUUAAUGUGCGGAAUAGGAGGUUAUUUUCUCUGGUAUCUAUGGUUCGGAAGUCUCUCCAGCCCAUUGAUAGUCAAUAUGGAAUCAUCUAUGUACCCGAUAUCCAAAAUAGAAUUCCCAGCAGUUGCCAUUUGCAAUAUAAAUAUAAUAAGCAAAACAGCUCUAUUAGAAUUAGAGCGGAACAUUUUCAAGACAAAUGUAAGUGGUAACAUAACUUUUAGCCGAAUUAGACAAUUGGGAAGACUGCUCGAUUAUUCCUAUGACGUUGACAUAGAAUCUUUCCUACAUGAAGAAUUCCUUAACAAUAAUGACGGAGUAAAAUAUGAGCCUAAGGUUAUAUCUACUAUGAAAAAAUUGGCGCCAAAGUGUAAAGAAAUGCUCCUGCUGUGCUUCUGGGCAGGAAAGAAGGUCGAUUGCGAAAGCAUCUUCGAUAUCCGGCGCACAAACAAGGGAUUCUGUUGCACUUUUAACUACAUCCUUAAUUAUAACGCAGCUGGAACACCCUCCAAACGAAUCUCCCAAGUAAAACGUCAAUAUUAUCCUGGUCCCCUAUUCGGUUUGAAUUUAUUAAUCGAUCCUCUCAUAGAAGACUAUACUUAUACUACUCGCCCUGGACAAGGUGUAGAAAUUCUAAUCUUCGAGCCAACGCACUACGCGGACCCGAACAGUGGCAGGGUGUCGCAGCGUUUUGUACAGCCGGGUCAAUUCUUGCAACUCGGCCUCAAAUCCAUAAAACAAGUGGCCACGCCCGAAGUGCGCAAAUACAACCCUGAAACGCGGAAAUGUCUCUUCCGCGACGAACGUAAGAAAGAAUACGAAGACAUGUAUUCUUAUAGCGCCUGCAUCUACAACUGUCGGAUAAAAGCAAUACACGCACUAUGUGGGUGUACACCAUACGCUUUCCCGAUAGUUUCAGAUAAGCCUACUUGCACUUUAAAUGAUUUAUCAUGCCUGGAUAAAAUAAAAGAGAGGCUUCUUCUCAUAUAUCCAAUUGGUUCAAAAAAUACCGAAGGCUUAGAUAGAGAGUUCCAGGAGUCGUUAUACUGCCCACAAUGUCAUCCAGACUGCGAAUUUACAAAGCACGAAAGCCAAGCAACCAAAAUUAACUACCAACACCAAUACAUUAAAACCUUGAAAUUACAUAGGUUCCUGACUCUGCAGUCCUGA